CUUCCUCUGUUUCUUCUGUACGUGAGGCUGACUUGGAGGGAAGCGGACGUCGUCAAGAAAGGAGAAAACGGGAGAAAGGAGCAAAAAAAAAACCCCAACUAUCCCCAAAAGCUGCCUCCGGAGCAGUGAAGUGUCUUCAUGGCAGUUCGUCGAGGACACAAUAAGUACUUGAAAGCCGACCUGCAGGAGGUGUACGACAUGUCAAACGGUUAUGAAGACCACAUGGGAGGGGACGAGGGAAAGGAUGCCAAGACCAACCUGAUAGUGAACUACCUGCCUCAGAGCAUGACGCAGGACGAGCUGCGGAGCCUCUUCACCAGCAUCGGGGAGGUGGAAUCUGCCAAGCUGAUACGAGACAAAGUCGCAGGCCACAGUUUAGGGUACGGAUUUGUUAACUAUCUUAACCCUAGUGAUGCAGACAGAGCUAUCAGUACACUGAAUGGACUAAGGCUACAGUCCAAAACUAUCAAGGUUUCAUACGCACGGCCCAGCUCUGAUACAAUUAAGGAUGCCAACCUGUAUAUCAGCGGCCUGCCAAAGGCCAUGACACAGAAGGACGUGGAGGACAUGUUUUCACGUUAUGGGCGCAUCAUUAACUCUCGCGUACUUGUUGACCAGGCCUCAGGUACGACAGGCGCGUCCCGCGGGGUGGCUUUUAUCAGAUUCGACAAACGAGCAGAGGCAGAGGAGGCCGUCAAAAACCUGAAUGGCCAAAAACCACCCGGAGCCUCUGAGCCAAUCACAGUCAAGUUUGCUGCCAACCCAAACCAGGUGAAGAACACGCAGCUCAUCUCUCAGCUCUACCACAACCAGUCCCGGCGCUUCGGAGGGCCAGUGCACCACCAGGCACAGCGGUUCAGGUUCUCCCCCAUGGGCGUCGACCACAUGAGUGGCAUGGGGGGUGUCGGCGUCCCCGGGAACUCCAACUCUGGUUGGUGCAUCUUCAUCUACAACCUGGGCCAGGACGCCGAUGAGAGCAUCCUGUGGCAGAUGUUUGGCCCCUUUGGCGCCGUCACCAACGUCAAGGUUAUCCGAGACUUCAACACCAACAAGUGCAAGGGCUUCGGCUUCGUCACCAUGACGAACUACGAGGAGGCGGCCAUGGCCAUCGCCAGCCUGAACGGCUACCGGCUCGGAGACAAGAUACUGCAAGUGUCCUUUAAGACCAGCAAGGGCCACAAGUAGAGAGAGCGGGACAAUCAGGUGUAGAGGAGAGAUGGAAAGAGAUGCUCCAGGCUUUACAGCAGAAGUAUGAGUUUCUAAGUCUGGCACAUCUGUUCGGGUGUUAGUGUAUUCGGAGUAAAAUGAGAUGUUCACUCUUCUGCACCUUUGUACUUGUCUAAAAAGAGUGUCAUGGCUGAUUUUUUUUUUUUUAUUAUUAUUAUUUUUUUUUUUCUCUUUUCAUCUUUAUACUCAUGCUUAGGGCUUGAGGACACUCGGUAGUUUUAAUUUUUAGUGAGGGGGUGGAGACCGCAAAAUCCCAUGAUACCUCCAUAAUAACCUUUUUUUUUUUUUUUUUGGAAAGUUAUCUCAAAAAUCUAAAAUACUGUUCAUAUGUGUUGCAUGUAUAACUGUGGGGACUAGAUAAAGGAGGCACGCCAAUGGUUCUUAGCAGUGCACUGAAAAUACAGAGCAAAAGGAAAGCCCUGCAAAUUGGUGUCCAAGUGUUGACAUUUUCGCGGUCAAUUUAGUCCGAAGGAGGCAAGGAGCGAUAUUUUUCUCGUAGACCGUGGUUGUUUCAUUUUGGAAAAAACGGCAGUGCUCUGUUCUAGAUCCUCGUCAUUAGUAGAAAUAGAUGCCUUAAAUUAUCAUUCGGUGGACACAUAGACCUACUACACCACUCACUGAGUCUGAUCAGAGCAAAGCACUUUUAAUCUGUUUUAGGAUACAAUGAAUAUCAGUCUUUUUGAUGUUAAUCUAUUGAGUUUUGCUCGCCCUGCUUACCAGGUUAACAAUUUUAAAUAUGACGAGGUCUGGAGCGAAAUGUUUGUUUUGUUCUCCCUGUGUAAAGUGUCUUUUUAUUAUUCUAAGUUGUAUUUCAGGAGAGUCCUGUUGAAUAUGAACCCCAUUCAAAGAGUUGGGAAUUAAGAUGGACCAAAAGCAGAGAGAGAUUUGAUCCUAUUGCCACACAAACGUUUUCUGAGCAGAUGAAGGGUAAAUGUUUACCUUCUUUCGGGUUGGGAUUUUUUUUGUUGUUGUUUUUUUGUUUCUGAAGAGGUACUAUGAUUAUAUCUGACAUUAGCUGAGAGCAACAACACUUUGGCUCAGCAUGCCGUUCUGUUUUGUUUUUUCUUUUGAUUUAAAUUUUCUUUGUGUUUUCAACAUUAAAUUU
Plectropomus leopardus (leopard coralgrouper) is the source of this 2332-nucleotide messenger RNA. It is a transcript of the gene elavl1a, whose product is annotated as ELAV like RNA binding protein 1a. Lineage: Eukaryota; Metazoa; Chordata; Actinopteri; Perciformes; Serranidae. The record is from RefSeq and is a predicted model, not a curated record. Gene Ontology annotation, molecular function: RNA binding. Gene Ontology annotation, cellular component: ribonucleoprotein complex.